Messenger RNA from Erigeron canadensis, 879 nucleotides. Its product is annotated as ATP-dependent DNA helicase PIF1-like. Lineage: Eukaryota; Viridiplantae; Streptophyta; Magnoliopsida; Asterales; Asteraceae. The coding region runs from base 1 to 879 and encodes 292 amino acids. The transcript is spliced from 2 exons. The record is from RefSeq and is a predicted model, not a curated record.
AUGAGGCUACAAGUUGGUAUCCCUGAAACAGAUUUAGAAGAAGUCAAACAAUUUGCAGAAUGGAUUCUCAAAGUUGGAGAUGGGGUUCUAGGUGAAGAAAAUGAUGGGGAAGCAUCUAUUCAAAUACCCAAUGACUUGCUGAUUCUUGAUAAAGCUAAUCCUCUUAAAGCAUUGAUUGAUUUUACAUAUCCAAACAUGCUUGAGAGUUUGCAAGAUCCAAUGUUUUUCCAACAACGAGCAAUUCUCGCACCAACUCGUGACGUCGUUGGAUGUAUCAAUGAAAAGUUGUUAGAAAUGAUGCCCGGUGAGGAAGCUACCUAUCUAAGCUCUGACGGAUUGUGUGAAACUGAACAGACCACCGAAAUCGAUUCUGCUUUGUUUUCUACUGAAGUGAUCAACAGUCUCAGAUUGGCCGGUUUACCAAAUCAUAAGUUGGUUUUAAAAGUUGAUGUGCCUGUAAUGUUACUUAGGAACCUUGAUCAACAAAAUGGUUUGUGCAAUGGCACGAGAUUGCAAGUCGUGAAACUAGGGAAACAUGUGAUUGAAGCCAAAAUAAUCACAGGUACAAACAUUGGUCAGCAUACUUUAAUUUCGAGAUUGAAGAUGACACCAUCGGAUAAAAGGAUCCCAGUGAAGAUAUGUCGAAAACAAUUUCCAAUUUCGAUGUGCUUUGCCAUGACGAUAAACAAAAGCCUAGGACAAUCUCUUGAUCGGGUUGGUUUGUAUCUUCCACGUCCAGUUUUCAGUCAUGGUCAACUAUAUGUGACUGUUUCUAGGGUGAAAAGCAAAAAAGGAUUAAAAAUUCUAAUUGAAGAAGAAGAUAGCAUCACAAACAAGACCACCAAUGUCGUGUAUAAGGAGGUGCUUCAAUGUUUAUGA